AUGUGGCCGGCCUCACAUGUUGGGUCUCUGGUUCCCCACAAUAAAGGCGCCACCCCGAGACCUUACAGCCAUCCCCGAGACCUUACAGCCACCCCCGAGACCUUACAGCCACCCCCGAGACCUUACAGCCACCCCCGGACCUUACAGCCACCCCCGAGACCUUACAGCCACCCCCGAGACCUUACAGCCACCCCCAGACCACAGCCACCCCGAGACCUUACAGCCACCCCCGAGACCUUACAGCCACCCCCGGGACCUUACAGCCACCCCCCGAGACCUUACAGCCACCCCCGGACCUUACAGCCACCCCCGAGACCUUACAGCCACCCCGGACCUUACAGCCACCCCGGACCACAGCCACCCCGGACCUUACAGCCACCCCGAGACCUUACAGCCACCCCCGGGGACCUUACAGCCACCCCGAGACCUUACAGCCACCCCGAGACCUUACAGCCACCCCGAGACCACAGCCACCCCGGGACAGCCACCCGAGACCUUACAGCCACCCCCGAGACCUUACAGCCACCCCGAGACCUUACAGCCACCCCGGACCUUACAGCCACCCCCGGACCUUACAGCCACCCCCGGGGACCUGGCCACCCCCGAGACCUUGACCCCGAGACCUUACAGCCACCCCCGGAGACCUUACAGCCACCCCGAGACCUUACAGCCACCCCCGGGACCUUACAAUACCCCGGGACCUCAUCCACCCCCGAGACCUUACAGCCACCCCCCGAGACCUUACAGCCACCCCCAGACCCCAGACCACAGCCACCCCCGGACCUUACAGCCACCCCGAGACCUUACAGCCACCCCCCGGGGACCUGCCACCCCGGGACGCCUCCCCGAGACCUUACAGCCACCCGGACCUUACAGCCACCCCGGGGACCUUACAGCCACCCCCGGGACCUUACAGCCACCCCGAGACCUUACAGCCACCCCGAGGACCCACAUACAGCCGAGACCCUACAGCCACGGGGACCUUACAGCCACCCCGAGACCUUACAGCCACCCCCGGACCUUACAGCCACCCCCGAGACCUUACAGCCACCCCGGGACAGCCACCCCGGACCUUACAGCCACCCCGGGACAGCCACCCCCGGACCUUACAGCCACCCCCUGAGACCUAUAGCCACCGAGACUCUACAGCCACCCCCUGAGACCCAUAGCCACCCCCUGAGACUCCAUAGCCACCCCCCGAGACCUACAGCCACCCCUGAGACCUAUAGCCACCCCCUGAGACCUUAUACAUCGAGACCCAGCCACCCCCCGAGACCUAUAGCCACCCCCCGAGACCUUACAGCCAUCCCCGAGACCUUACAGCCAUCCCCUGAGACCUUACAGCCAUCCCCGAGACCUACAGCCACCCCCCGAGACCUUACCAGCCACCCCCGAGACCUUACAGCCACCCCCGAGACCUACAGCCACCCCUGA
Messenger RNA from Homarus americanus (American lobster), 1434 nucleotides. RefSeq names its product extensin-like. Bases 1 to 1434 code for a protein of 477 amino acids. NCBI's taxonomy places the organism in Eukaryota, Metazoa, Arthropoda, Malacostraca, Decapoda, Nephropidae. The record is from RefSeq and is a predicted model, not a curated record. The transcript has 2 exons.